UAAGAAAAGAGAAAUUGAUUUGAUGCAAUAGUUACUCCUAGUACGACCACACAAUACAACAACACAACACAAGCCAAACACAGCUAUGAUAUGAGAAAAAAAGAAUCUUAAAAGUGCAGCAGCAGUGUAGUCAGACAGCUAGUAUCAACGGCCAAAACAAAACAUGAAAGAAGCAAAGCGUGCUGAAUAAGAAACUGCCUCCUUCUCUCUUCAGUUUUGCUGUUUCUAAAAGUUUUUAGGAAGGAUCAAAUGACUGGAAUGGAAAAAGAACAAGAUGUUCCUAGAACUGAUGUUAAUUCUGUGAUGCAUUCAUCAAAAGAUGGUAACAAUGGUAGCCAAUUUCAAAGGCUGCAAUAUCAAGUUACUAAAUUGUUCAAAGGGUUUUCAAGUCCACCUGAUGUUGAAAAUGAAAACAAAACUUACAAUCCGGAGAUUUUGACUAGUCUUAAACGUCAAUGGGCUGCAAAUUUUCAGUUGAAGUACAUGGGUCAUAGGUCUUUCAAGAAGCCCUCACAACUGUUUGAGAGUAUAGUGGUUGUUGGACUUCACCCGAAUUGUGAUGUUCAGACACUACAUAGACAGUUUGUUGAUAAGAAAUUUGAAGAAUCUGCUAAAUUGAGAAGUGCACUUGGUUGUCAGAAUCAAUCUCUUGUAGAACCCAAUAUUGAACCUCAGGUCUUGUUUGUUUAUCCUCCAGAAAAACCUCUGCCUCUUAAAUGCAAGGAUCUUCUUUCUUUCUGUUUCCCUGGAGGCUUGGAGGUUCGAGCUGUUGAGAGAACCCCUUCCAUGAGUGCGUUGAAUGAAAUUUUUUACGGGCAGGAACACCUUAAACAAAUGGAUCUUUCAUUUGUAUUCAGAUUACAGGGUUCUGACAAUUCAACGCUUUACGGGUGUUGUGUUUUGGUUGAAGAACUAGUGCAAAAGCCCUCUGGAUUGUUGUCUCUGAUUUCUGACAAGCAACCGUCUUACUCUUCUUUAAGACGUUAUGUAUUAACCACUCAGAGAUGUUACUGCAUCCUUUCAAGGCUUCCAUUUUUCGAACUGCACUUUGGUGUAUUAAAUAGCAUCUUCACUCAAGAAAGGUUAGAGAAGUUGACGAAAAGUGUUGAAGAUUCAAAUUUAGAAUUUGUUGAAGGAAGCUAUGAUGAAGAAAACUCAGAGGGAAAUUCAGAAAAUAUGUUGGUGAGCGAUGGAAUUAUAGAACAAAGCUUUCAUGAAAAUUCAUUGAUUUCGCAAUCAAGAGUAAGAGCAUCUACGCCUGAAAACAUUGUUGGUGGUGGUCACCCGGAGAUCCUAAUGGUUGACGGAGAGCCGCAGUCAUAUAAGGAGAGAACCGAUUAUGACAGUAUUGUGCCUACUAAGCGUGAAACUGAUAGGAUAACAACCAAAGUAGAAUCUGGUCCUGCGAUUUCUAAAUAUAGUGAUGAUCACCCAGAGAACCCAAUAGUUGAUGGAGAGCUGCAGGGGAAAAUCGAUAAUGACAGCGCUAUGCCUACUGAGCACGAAACUGAUACGACAGCAGUCAAAGAAAAAUCUGACCCUAUAACAUGUGAAGAUAGUGAUGAUUAUCCGGAGAACCUUAUGGUUGAUGGAGAGCUUCAGUCUUAUAAGGAGAGAAUUGGUUAUGACAGUGUUGUGCCUACUGAGCAUGAAAUUGAUAGGACAGAAGUCAAAGAAGAAUCUGCCUCUACAACUUUUGAAGAUAAUGAUGAUCUCCCUCCGAACCUAAUAGUUGACGAAGAGCUGCAGUCUAAUGAGAGAAUCAAUUAUGACAGUGUUGUGCCUACUGAGCAUGAAAAUGAUAGUGCAGCAGCUGAAAAAGAGUUUGAUCCUAAAAUUUCGGAAGAUGGUGAUGGUCACCCAGAGAUAUUGGUUGAUGGAGAUCUGCAGUCUGAUAAGGAGAGAAUCGAUUAUGAGGUUGUGCUCACCGAACAUGAAACUGAUCGGAAAACAGCCAAAGAAGAAUCUGGCCCUACAAUAACUGAAGAUAGUGAUCAGUAUGGAGAUGCUUUUGCAACCAAUAAGGAAUUAGAAGAUAGUAAUUUACGCAAUGCUAUUUUGCCCCUCCUGCAUUCUUGCCAGUAUGAAAGCUCUGAAUCAUCCUGCAGUUUUCAAGGCUCACCUUGUGAAGACAGAAAUUUCAGGAGGGACAUCGAUGAUAAUGAGACUGAAGAUGCAUCUUUUUCUGGCCAAGAGAAGUUAAAUGACUUAAAUGAUAUUCUCGAAUGGGCCGUGGAAAAUAAUCAUGGACCACUACAAAUUAUAUGCGAAUACUACCGGCUAAAUUGUCCUGCCAAGGGUUCUGCACUUACAUUUCAUCCUUUGGAGCACCUGCAUCCGUUGGAAUAUCAAAGACCAUCCGAAACAGUACUAUGUCGUACUGGUUCAAUAUUUGAGUUGAAAAGUUGCAGUACCGGUCCGGAGUUAGCUGAUGCACAUAACACUCCCGCGGUAGAAGAGGCAACUUCGUUAUCUGUAUGGACUAUAGCUUGCUUAUGCGGUACCUUAAGACUUGAAAAUGUAUUAACAUUCUUAGCAGGAGUUCUGCUGGAAAAGCAGAUAAUUGUUGCCUGUUCUAAUUUGGGAGUCCUAUCCGCUUCAGUUUUAUCAGUUAUUCCGCUAAUCCAGCCCUACCGAUGGCAAAGCCUGCUAAUGACGGUUUUACCAAAUGACAUGCUUGAUUUUUUAGACGCACCUGUCCCUUAUAUAGUUGGUAUCAAGAACAAGAUCAGUGAAGUCCAGUCAAAGUUUACCAAUGUUAUUGUGGUUGAUGCCAACAGAAACCAGGUGAAGUCGCCAACGAUACCGCAACUGCCAAGACAGAAAGAGCUAAUAUCUUCUUUACGUCCUUAUCACGACACUCUUGUAGGAGAAAGUUACUUAGGAAAGAGAAGGCCAGUGUACGAUUGCACAGAAUCGCAGAUUGGAGCUGCCAAGGGUUUCCUUUCGGUGCUGCGUUCUUAUCUGGAUUCUCUUUGCUAUAACAUCCGUUCUCACACAAUUACCAAUGUACAAUCAAACGACGAUAAGGUAUCUUUGCUUUUGAAAGAGAGUUUCAUCGGCUCAUUCUCAUAUCGCGAUCAGCCUUUCAUGAAGCUUUUCGUCGAUACACAGCUUUUUUCUGUACAUACAGACAUUAUGCUCUCUUCGUUACAAAACGAAUAGAGCAAGCAACUAUGCAAAACAUUCGGGAAAUAUUGUUGUAUUGUUUCAAGCGUGAACGUUAGGAAGGUUGUGAAAAUCACGAUCUAGAUCUUAAAAUCUUGAACGUAAGUUCAGUGUUGUAUAAUUUUUUUUGAGUUAAAUUUUUCUCCCUUCGGGUCACUUGUAAAUAAUUAUUAUUUGAAUUACAUAUUAAGAGCUAUGAUGGUUCAAUUGGUUCAAUCACCGGAGGAUUGAACGGUUCUGGUUCUCGGUUCAAUUGGUAACACUGUUUGGUUCAAUCUGGUUCUGACAAUACUGUAAUUUAUGAUCAUAAUCAUGUUAGGGAAAAAAAUAGCUACUUCAUCUCAUUGAGUGUUGUUACUGACAAUGGCAUUUCAGAUCAGAGACAGCAGGGUCUGAAUUGGAAGGUUGUUUGUUUGUUUAAAUGGUUUUGUGUAUUAUUGCCACUGUCCGGCUUUCUUUUUUUUAUAUAAAAAAUAGAUAUUUUUGUUUUUAA
Vicia villosa (hairy vetch) is the source of this 3661-nucleotide messenger RNA. RefSeq lists its product as uncharacterized. Bases 250 to 3165 code for a protein of 971 amino acids. The record is from RefSeq and is a predicted model, not a curated record. The transcript is spliced from 19 exons. NCBI's taxonomy places the organism in Eukaryota, Viridiplantae, Streptophyta, Magnoliopsida, Fabales, Fabaceae.